Molecule: messenger RNA, 2217 nt
Organism: Phalaenopsis equestris
Lineage: Eukaryota; Viridiplantae; Streptophyta; Magnoliopsida; Asparagales; Orchidaceae
Product: protein INVOLVED IN DE NOVO 2-like
Exons: 8
Coding region: 180-2072 (630 amino acids)
Biological process (GO): gene silencing by siRNA-directed DNA methylation
Source: RefSeq, a predicted model, not a curated record
GAAGAUCGCUAGUUAAUGCAGUUAUUUUUCAUUGUUUUUCGGUUUGACUCCCGUCCUCAUUGUCUUCUUCCCUCUCUGGUCUCCGGUUUAAAGCGGCAAAGUGAUAUGUAUCUAAAUAUGAAAGUUUGGAUGCGAGAUAUGUUAAUACAUAAGAAUUGUAUGCUAGUUAUCUUCCAUUGAUGGAUUACAGCUUCAGUGAAAUUAUUGAAUUUUGUGAAUCCGAGAAAGUUGUUUAUGAGGGCAACUUCUACUUGCAACUAAAGUCAGAAGAGCUUAAAGUAAAAGUCUCGGAGAACAUUUACAGAUGCCCUUUUUGUCGGAAAAAGAAGACACAAAAUUAUAAAUAUAAGGAUCUUGUUCAGCAUGCUACAUCUAUUGCUGCUACUAACUUGAACGCAAAGGUGAGGGCAAGCCACCAAGCCAUAGUAAAAUUCCUGAAGAAUGAUUUCGGUGAUCCUUCAAGUCCAUCACAACUUAUCUAUACCAAAAGCAAGCAUCCUAAAGCUAAACAGGAUUUGCGCUUUGUCUGGCCCUGGAUGGGUAUCGUUGUAAAUGUUCCAAUGGAAUUCAAAAAUGGAAUUUAUGUUGGUGAAGUUGAAAAUAGGCUUAAGGAGCUUCUCUCUAAAUUCAAUCUUCUAAAAGUUCACUAUUUAUGGAAUUUCAAUGGCCAUACGGGAAAUAUUAUUGUGCACUUCAACAAAGACUGGAGUGGAUAUAGGGAUGCAAUGGAUUUUGAGAACUACUUUUAUGUCGAUAAGUUUGGUAUGACAAAUUGGGUUGAAAAAAGGAAUACUGCUUUAGGAAUAUAUGGAUGGGUGGCUCGGGCUGAUGACUAUUAUUCAGGUGGCCCUAUUGGGGAACAUCUGCAAAAAAAUGGAGAGUUGAAAACUGUUGAUGAAAUAACUAAUAUAGAAUCUGUCAAGGCGUGCAAACUAUUUCAAGAUUUGGAAACUCUGAUUGAAAUCAAAAGGAAACACAUUGAGGAACUUCAGUGCAAAUACAGUGAGACAAAAUUUUUGCUCAAUAAGAUGAUGGAAGAAAAAGACAAACUACGUGAAUCCUAUAAUAAUGAAAUUCGAAGAAUGCAGCAACUCACCCAAGAUCAUUCUCAUAGAAUUUUUGAUGAGAAUGAGAAGAUAAGGAUUGAGCUGGAUUCUAAAAGAAGAGAACUGACAUUCAGAUCAGGGCAGCUGGAUAAUUUGGUAGCUCAAUGUGAGUGUGACAUAAGGAAACUUGAAGAUGAAACUAAGAAGAAUACUAUGAAAAAUAGUUUACUCGAGUUGGCUUCCUUGGAGCAGAAGAAGGCCAACGAAGAUUUUCUCAGAGUCGUUGAAGAACAGAAGAAAGAGAAGGAGGCUACCAUUAAGAAGAUACUUAAUUUAGAAAGGCAACUACAUGAGAAGCAAAAGCUUGAGCUAGAAAUACAGCAGCAGAAAGGCAGUCUAGAAGUAAUGAAUUUACUGGUAGGGGAAGAAGUUUAUAAGAAAAUAGACAAGCUCAGUGAAGAACUCAGAGAGAAAAAUGAAGAAUUGGAAGAUCUUGAUGCGCUAAAUCAAGCUUUGGUUGUUAAAGAAAGAAAGAGCAAUGAUGAACUGCAAGAAGCUAGAAAAGAGUUAAUAGCUGGUGUUUCAGAGUUGCUCAACAAUCGCACAAUGAUUGGAAUCAAAAGGAUGGGUGAACUUGAUGAAAGGAUAUUUCAUGCUGCUUGUAUAAAAAAAUAUCGUAGAGAAGUGGCAGAUGUAAAAGCUGCAGAAUUUUGCUCAAAGUGGCAAGCUGAAUUGAAAAUUCCAGAGUGGCAUCCUUUUAGAAUUUCCACUCUAGAUGGAAAGCUUAAGGAGAUCAUAGAGGAGAAUGAUGAGAAGUUGGUCGCUUUAAGGUGCGAACUGGGUGACGAGGUUUAUGGGGCUGUGGCAUUAGCCUUAUUGGAGAUUAAUGAGUAUAAUCCAAGUGGUAGAUAUGUCACCAGUGAACUCUGGAGCUAUAGGGAGGGACGGAGAGCAACUCUCAAAGAGGCUAUUUCGUAUGUGAUGAAGCAGUUGAUGACGCUGAAGCGGAAAAGAUGUGCAUUUUAAGUCAUUGAGAUUCAACUUAUUUUGUAAUCUUGAUAGGUAAGAAACAAUUUCUGCAAGCAUGUUCUAGAUUUAUUUUUGGAAAAAUUUACAUGUAUAUCAUACAAAUAUUAUGUAUUAUAUAUCAACUUCUAAAGUUUUAUAUUUG